This is a messenger RNA of Oryza brachyantha (malo sina), 1914 nucleotides long. Its product is annotated as U-box domain-containing protein 4-like. The record is from RefSeq and is a predicted model, not a curated record. Lineage: Eukaryota; Viridiplantae; Streptophyta; Magnoliopsida; Poales; Poaceae. The transcript has 2 exons. Gene Ontology annotation, cellular component: nucleus; cytoplasm. Gene Ontology annotation, molecular function: protein binding. Bases 118 to 1509 code for a protein of 463 amino acids.
GUACUACUGCUCUGCAUUUUUCGCUCAACCAACCAACCACCCACCACCACCCUCCUCCUCUCCUCAUCAUCACUCGCUCGCUCGCUCGGUUGGGGCAACUGGCGGUGCGUGCCGGCCAUGGUGUCGCUUGCGGGCUCCCAGAUCCCGUCGCCCGGGCAGAGCCCGUGCGCAGCUUCGGCGGCGGCCCGGUCGCAGCGCCGGGCGGGGCACUCCAUGCGGACCAUCCGGUCGGCGCUGCUGCAGCCGGACUCCUGCCCGGGGUCGCCGCACGCGAUGGUGGAUGCGGCGGACUCGGACAUGGAGAACCUGACGGACUCCGUGAUUGACUUCCAUCUCCGGGAGCUGGCGGCCACCGCGGGGCCCGCGCACCCCGCGGCGGUGGCCAAGUCGUCGUCCGCCAACGCCGCGGCCACGGAGAUGCUCGAGCUCUCGCGGGACUUCAGUGACUACUCCAGCUUCAACUCGGACAUUUCCGGGGAGCUCGAGCGGCUGGCGGCGGCGGCGGCGACCCCCAGAUCCGACGCGCCUGAGGUGGGCGCCGUGGAUCUGAAUGAGCUGGAGUCGAUGGAUCUGUCCGUUGAGGCGGCGCCGCUGGAGCGGGUGGAGCCAUUCGUGCUGGCGUGCGUGCAGGCGCUGGGGCCGGACGCCGCACCCGACGCGCGGCGCACGGCGGCGGCGAGGAUAAGGCUGCUGGCGAAGCACCGGUCGGACAUCCGCGAGCUGAUCGGCGUGUCCGGUGCCAUUCCGGCGCUGGUGCCGCUGCUUCGGAGCACCGACCCGGUGGCGCAGGAGAGCGCGGUGACGGCGCUGCUAAACCUCUCGCUCGAGGAGCGGAACCGGUCGGCCAUCACUGCAGCGGGGGCCAUCAAGCCGCUCGUGUACGCGCUGCGGACGGGCACCGCGCCGGCCAAGCAGAACGCCGCGUGCGCGCUUCUCAGCCUCUCAGGCAUCGAGGAGAACCGCGCCACCAUCGGCGCGUGCGGCGCCAUCCCUCCGCUCGUUGCGCUGCUCUCCGCGGGCUCUACCCGCGGCAAGAAGGAUGCGCUCACCACUCUCUACCGGCUUUGCUCGGCGCGCCGGAACAAGGAGCGCGCGGUGAGCGCCGGCGCCGUCGUGCCGCUCGUCCACCUCAUCGGCGAGCGGGGCAGCGGGACGUCGGAGAAGGCAAUGGUGGUCCUCGCAAGCCUCGCGGGCAUCGUUGAGGGCCGUGACGCCGUGGUGGAGGCUGGCGGGAUACCCGCGCUCGUUGAGACCAUCGAGGACGGCCCUGUGAGGGAAAGGGAGUUCGCCGUGGUGGCGCUGCUGCAGCUCUGCACCGAGUGCCCCCGCAACCGUGCGCUUCUUGUCCGGGAGGGCGCCAUCCCACCGCUUGUUGCGCUCUCACAGUCCGGUUCUGCCCGUGCCAAGCACAAGGCUGAAACUUUGCUUGGGUACCUCCGCGAGCAGCGGCAAGGAGGUGGUGGCUGCAGAUCAGUUGAACCGGUGGCAGCUUCAAGCUUGGCUAGGUAAUGCUGUACUCAUGUGGUCGCAGUAUGCUCCGCUCUUAUUUAACCUCGUCUGCCCUGUUCUUGGCUGGUGUAUCAAGAAUGGAGUAGCUGUGUUAGGAGGGGGUAGCGAUGAUCAUCUGUAAAUAACGGUUGAUGGCUUUGGUUUGGUUAUGUGAAUACAAAUGUGGUUUGUGAGUGACAGAUGGUUAGUUGGUAACUAACAUCAGUUGAGAGGAGGAUCCAGCCAUCCAGGGGAUGGGGGCAGAGGUUUUGGAUUGAUGGUAACUGGUAAGGUGACGUUGAAUUCUAGCUGUGUACAGGAUGCUAGGGUGGUAUGUUUGCUUGGCUUGGAAAGGUUAUAGGAGAAUGAUGGAUCAUCAGCCAUGUCUUUUUUCCUUCUGGUUUGGAGUCCAAAUUCCCCUGUUCC